This is a messenger RNA of Pristis pectinata (smalltooth sawfish), 3094 nucleotides long. Its product is annotated as protein SSUH2 homolog. The coding region runs from base 114 to 1343 and encodes 409 amino acids. NCBI's taxonomy places the organism in Eukaryota, Metazoa, Chordata, Chondrichthyes, Rhinopristiformes, Pristidae. The record is from RefSeq and is a predicted model, not a curated record. The transcript is spliced from 12 exons.
UUCCCCCGGGGGCAUUUUCAGUUGCCCAGAGAGCUCCCUGACCCGGGGGUUUCACGGCGUCAAUUCAGGGAAUGCGAGCAUGCACUGUGUAGCUAAGAUCGGCUCGGGGAGUCAUGUGCUUGCAUAUCUUGGAAGCAACUGGUGAAGACUUGACAGGAAUCCACGUCCCAGUUCUCAGUCCAGCUUCCUGUGCGGGAGUCAUUGCUGUGUACGAUCCAUGCCGCUGCACUUUCCUGAUGGAUUCCGUUCACGCCCAAACUGAUGGACCAGAGGACCUGGAGGAUGAGGAGGGCCCCACAGCGCCACCUAUCGAAAUGCUGGACCAGGUGACGGGCUACGAGGGGACAGUCGCCGGUGGUGGUGGAAACUAUAUCUGUCCACCAACUCAUCCAUUGGACAAGACGGAGCGAGCGCAGCCCCAGCUGGAGUGGAGAAUUCCGUCCAUCACUGAAGAUGCAGCGAGAGAGGCGUUGGCGCAGUUUGCGGCAGCUCACUGCUGUUACAGCCGCAGACCCACCCAAGAGAUGGUCUUUCAGGACCUCACGCCAUUCAAUAUGUACAGGUAUCGUCUGGAGACCUUCACUGAAUCCCGGCUAACUGAAUGGACUCAUGUACCCUUUACUGGCCAAUCUGUGGACAGCAGUGCGUGUGGAACCCCUCCCCUUCCAUGGGACAUCACAGUCGAGGUACCCCUGAUGUUUCAGGACUUCACGAAGAAAGUCCCAGUUCCUCACACUGCAGCUGUCAAGCGCUGCCACAAGUGCAAGGGCAGAGGGAAGUACCGGUGUUCACAGUGCGGCGGAAAAGGAAAGCUGAAGUGCCUGUCAUGUGGAGGGCGAGGACUGUCACAUGGAAAUAAGAGGUGCAUCCAGUGUGGGGGGAGUGGAUCAAAAAGGUGUGGGCCUUGUCUAGGCCGAGGCACUCGAUCCUGCCAUGUCUGCAAAACCAGUGGCCAGCUGCUGUUCUACAUUCAGCUGACAAUAAAAUGGACCAAUAAUGUCUUUGAACAGGUGGCUGACCAACAAAUUGGACUUCCCGUGACACUCUUCAGUAAUGUGACAGGGCAGAAUGUCUUUGCCGAUGAAAACUACCAGGUCUAUCCCAUAGUUGGUUUUCCAGACUCUCUAAUUGAUCGAAUCUCCCAACACGGAGUUCAGGAACACCAGGACAAGUUUGGAAGGACCAUGUGUAUUCUCCAACAGCGGCAGACAAUCGAACUUAUUCCCGUGACCAAAGUGCACUUCCAAUGGAAAAGUCAAGAACACAAUUACUUUGUGUACGGCACAGAAAACAAUGUCCACGCUCCAGACUAUCCCGGCAAGUGCCACUGCAACAUUCUCUGAUCCCUUCUUUUCAGUGUCUUUGCACGGAUAUUUGUUUGUCUGAUCUGGCUCACUCGGAGAGUGGGGAGAGGUCCGAUGGUGUUACUUAGAAGAACAAGAGAUGAACUGCUGUGUUUCAACAUCACGUUCCUUCCCCUCCAUCAACACCAGCAGAAGAAAUUCCCAGACAUCUCAUUGGUGUUUAAGGUUUUGGUAAUUCGGCUGCAUAAUUCUACUGCUGCCUUUCACCAUCCUUUAUUGCACUCAAACUACUUUGAGAGGCUUCAUGGAAAUGUAUAUUUAGAUUUUCAACCACUCCCAGGAACAUAGAGUUUCAUUUUUCACAUUUAAAAUCUAUUGGAAAAAGUACACCUCUGCCAAAUCUGAUUGCUGCAUCUGUACAAACUAGCAAAGCCAUUGGAUCAAUGAUUUGACCUCAUCACUUGCCAUUGAAGUGUUCCUAUUGGCCUAGAAAGGGGAGAAAUUAAUCAGGAUUUUAUACACCUAUUCAUAACCCAGAACCUCACCGCUUCUACACCCCUCUACCCUACCCUUCCAUCACAAUGUGUUCACACCUGGAUACAGUUCUGGCCAGCACCAGCCUCUGGCUGUGCUUUCUUUUAUAUCUGUGUUGAUUCUGAGCACUGGUGGUAUGGCUGCCAAUUAUUAUCCAUCCCUCAAUGCCCCUGUGGAGGUAGUGCCAAGCAUUGCUAAAUAGCCAACUGAUAAGGUUAGCCUUCCUUUGCUCUCAACCAUGCACAAUUGGAUUAUACAGUAGUAGUAGUAGUAGUACAGGAGAGUCAAGACUCAGCUACUGGUACUCUUCUGAAGCCUGAGGAUCUCCCAGUAGGAGUUGGAGUGCUUGUACAUGGCGCAGUGAUGGCCACUUAUGCAUGUGAUGAGAGAGGGUCACAGGCAGACUCCAUAAAUAAUCUGCUGAAGAAACUCAGCAGGUUGAGCAGCAUCUGUGGGAGGAAAGGAAUUGUCGACGUUUCAGGUCAAAACUCUGGCUCAGGAUCCAAAACGUUGACAAUUCUUCUCCUCCCACAGACGCUGCUUGACCUGCUGAGCUUCUUCAGCAGAUGAACUCCCCGUCGUAAGCAGGCUCACACUGCUCUCUCAGCCAUUACCAUCCCUGUCCAUCAUCACCUUACCUUGGGUAAACAGCAUGCAUCCACCUGAAGGAGUAUGUGAAGAGAAUGGUAGCCCCUGUGCCUGACUCAAUGCAGCCAUAAAACCCCUGACUCCACAUUAAAUACCUCAAAAAGGCAUCAAAUGAUCUGAGGUAGUUGAGGCCUGACAUGUGAUUCUACCUUCUUCGGCAGCUGGGUUUUCAGGGGAACUAUUGACCAAGGUUCAUGAGCUGAAAUACAUUGUGAUGCCAACCAGCAGCCAGGUGUGAAGUGUUGAGGGACCCAGCAGUUUACUGGAGAAUGCUGCCUGACUGGUACCAGAGGACUACUGGUGUUUGCAAAACCAUAUCUCAGUUUGAGCCAGCAUGGUCAAUGAAAGAGGGGAUGAGAAAGAAAAAAAUGAUUCAUAUAUUGUUCAAAACAUUUUUUAAUGUGUAAAAAUAUAAACAUUGUAUAUUCAUAUUGUGUUGGGUAACAAAAUAUGUAAAUAUUCUACACACUAUUUGUCACAGAAUAAAACUAUGAAUGUGUUCUAUCUGUAAUGAAGUUUAAAAAAUCAAUCCAUUUAAAAACACAAGGCAAUAUAUGGAUAAAUGUAAAUAUUUAUUUGAAUAAAAUAUGCAUUUUCAAUUUUGUAUA